AUGGCCACCACUAUCUCGCACGACCUUGCCUGGGAGAUUACCAAGGGACGCAGCUCCACGCUCGUCAAGAGGGCAAAUGGCGUUCAGUUCUCGCGCGAUCCUCUUAACCUGAGGAACCUUUACAGCCGCAAGAACGAGGGCUCAAUCGCCAACAAGGCUAUUGGUGUCAUCCCCGGCAAGGAGGGUGGUGUCACUCUUCUCAUCAAGAAGGCCGACAAGCACCACCAACCCGCAUCCGCCAUCCAGACCACCACCUUCGGCCCCAGCAAGUCCACCCGCAAGACCUACUCUGCCAUUGUCAACGCCACCACCAAGCGCAACUACCGCCCCGACCUCCGCAAGGACGCCGUCGCCAGGGCCUCUGCCAUCCGCAAGAGCCAGAAGCCCGUCAAGGCCGACAAGCCAUCAAAGCCCAGGGGUGUCAAGGCCAAGGCUGCUGCUGCUGAGAAGGCAUAG
Messenger RNA from Bipolaris oryzae ATCC 44560, 456 nucleotides. RefSeq lists its product as uncharacterized. Gene Ontology annotation, molecular function: structural constituent of ribosome. The record is from RefSeq and is a predicted model, not a curated record. The transcript has 5 exons. Gene Ontology annotation, biological process: translation. NCBI's taxonomy places the organism in Eukaryota, Fungi, Ascomycota, Dothideomycetes, Pleosporales, Pleosporaceae. Bases 1 to 456 code for a protein of 151 amino acids. Gene Ontology annotation, cellular component: cytosolic large ribosomal subunit; ribosome.